Messenger RNA from Dictyostelium purpureum, 1467 nucleotides. RefSeq lists its product as uncharacterized. The record is from RefSeq and is a predicted model, not a curated record. The transcript is spliced from 3 exons. Lineage: Eukaryota; Evosea; Eumycetozoa; Dictyosteliales; Dictyosteliaceae. Gene Ontology annotation, molecular function: monooxygenase activity; iron ion binding; heme binding. The coding region runs from base 1 to 1467 and encodes 488 amino acids.
AUGAAUUAUUUGUUUAUUAUUUUAUUUAUUUCUAUAAUUUUUUUUAUUGUGAAAACAAAAAAGGAAUCUUGUACCAUACCAGGACCCAAGGGUAAACUUAUUUUUGGUAAUUUAUUAGAUUUAAAAGGUGGGGAUAUUCAUUUAAAGUUUCAAGAGUGGUAUUAUAAAUAUGGACCAAUUUAUAAAAUUAAAAUGGGAUCGGUCGAAACUGUAGUACUAACAGAGUAUCCAACUAUCAAAGAGGCUUUUGUUGAUAAUUCAUUAAUAUUUAUGCAAAGAUAUCAAAGACCUAGUAGAAGAGUUAUAUCGAAUUGGGAAGAUUUAAUAAACUCAAAUACAGAAAUGCAUACUCAUCUAAAGAAAAUUGUUAUAUCAGAAUUAACAAUGUCAAAACUCAAGAAAAUGGAAAUUAACCUCAAAGAUGAAGCAAAAAGAUUGUGUAGCUUAUUAGAUAAACAUGCAGAAUCAGGUGAAACAUUUAAGAUUAAUAAUUACAUCAAGAUGUUUUCAAUGAAUGUUAUUCUCAGAUUUUUAUUUGGUGUUACUUUUCCAUACAACCAUUUGGAAGAUGGUAUCGGCUUAAUUGGUGUUGUAAAAAAUGUAUUCGAAUCAGCUGCUUUACCAAUAGUUUCAGACUUUAUUCCGAUGCUGGCCCCACUUUCAAAAAAACAAAUAGAUAAAGUAAAAUAUUGCACAGACCAGUUGGGAGACCAUAUUAAAGAGCAAGUUGAGAUUUACAAAAAGAGAAAGAUGAUUAAUGAUACAUUUGAAAAAGAAGAUGAAAACACAACUAUUUUAGAUAAACUUUUAAAAGAUUUUGAGGCAGGUGAAAUAAACGAAAACAAUUUCAUUGGAACUAUGAUUGGUUUAAUGACUGCAGGAAUUGAUACCAGUGCAAAUACUAUUAUAUUUUCAAUAAUCGAACUGACCAAUCAUGAAAAAUAUCAAGAAGAACUUUAUAGCGAAAUAAGAAACUCAGUUUCAGAAUCAGAUCAAUCAAGUGAUGAAGGUAUCUCAUACAGUGAAUAUAAAUCAUCAAUACCAUAUCUUACAAAUGUUAUUAAAGAGACUUUUAGAAAAUAUCCUGCAGCAUUAUUAGGUUUGCCACAUAUCACAUCUCAAGACUGUGAAAUAGGUGGUCAUACAAUUAAAAAAGGUACUCAGGUGAUACAAAACAUUUAUGCAACCCACAGAAAUAAAAAUGUUUGGGAAGAGCCAGAUAGAUUUAUUCCAUCAAGAUUUGAAAAAGAAUUCUCAACAGAUAAAAACCUUAUUCAUUUUGCACUCGGUCGUAGAUCAUGUCCUGGUAACACAUUAGCAGAUUCAGAAAUAUUCACAUGUUUAGCAACAUUAUUUAAAAAAUAUAAAUUUACAAACACCUCACCAACACCAUUAAAUGAGGUAGGUAAAUUUGGUGUAUCAUAUAUUGCUCCACCCACAGUUGUAAAAGUUGAAAAAAGAUAUUAA